Messenger RNA from Wasmannia auropunctata (little fire ant), 642 nucleotides. RefSeq lists its product as uncharacterized. Gene Ontology annotation, molecular function: zinc ion binding; hydrolase activity, acting on ester bonds. Gene Ontology annotation, cellular component: nucleus. The coding region runs from base 1 to 642 and encodes 213 amino acids. Lineage: Eukaryota; Metazoa; Arthropoda; Insecta; Hymenoptera; Formicidae. The record is from RefSeq and is a predicted model, not a curated record. The transcript is spliced from 4 exons.
AUGGCAAAAGAGUUCCGCGAGGUGAAGGUCGAUAUAGCUGCGUGCCCUUGUUUAACCAGACAACCAUACAAUCUUGCAGGAGUAGGAAUAAAUGGCAACUCAUCGUUGAUGGAAAUCGGUGGUCCCGAAAACGUUGUGUCGCACAAUGACUAUGGCAUUCUGACCUGGAAAGUUCAAGAAUUACUAUCAUCUGCCUACUUCGAUUCCUUCAUUUUCGGAAAUGGUUAUGCUGCAAAGCCAUACAUGCUUUAUAAUGGACAUCUCAUUGUGAACGCGAUGUACAGAGCACCAUCGAAUUUCACGAACGCGAGUCGCAUUGUUUUCGCAGAUGCAAGUAACAGACAGAGAAGAAUAGAAAUGUUAACAGAUCCAGAUCAAAUGCUAUGCUCCUACAUGGGCAGUUUUUUUAUUAGCGACGGUAGGCCAGGCCUAGUUCUCAGAGUGCGCGCCAAGGGUCAAACAUCGAUCGAUCGAUUCGAUAUCAUAACAAUAAUGCAAAACAGUCUCUAUGAACAUUUCGGUGCAAAUAAGAUGCGUCCUAUCGCAAGCGAGGAGUUUAUUGGCGACACUACUUCUGAGACGGAAUAUGAAGGUUAUUUUAACGUAGCGGAAAAAUAUAUCAUCUCAGAUUUGAAGCCUUGA